Molecule: messenger RNA, 1411 nt
Organism: Trichobilharzia szidati
Lineage: Eukaryota; Metazoa; Platyhelminthes; Trematoda; Strigeidida; Schistosomatidae
Source: the annotation of a GenBank genome assembly
GGCGCCUUCAAGUAGCUGAAACGAAGUACAGCACAUUCGGAAGGGAACUUCUAGCUAUGUACUGUGCUAUACGUCAUUUUCGACAUUCAGUUGAGGGUCGUGAAUUCACCAUUUUCACUGACCACAAACCUCUGACGUACUCUCUGAACUCAACUUCAGAUAAGUAUUCACCCAGGGAAUCGCGACAACUAGAUUAUGUUUCACAGUUUUCAUCAGAUAUUCGCCAUGUUUCCGGAGUGAACAACACUGUGGCAGAUGCCUUGUCACGUAUUUGUUCUUUCACCCAAAUCGAUGGCAUAGACCUUGUGAAACUGGCUCGUCUUCAAAAAGAAGAUAUUGAGCUUCAGCGUGAGUUGUCGAAAACAACUCUACAACUAGCCAAGAAACCCUUAGGUAUAGGAAAGGAUACUAUUCUGUGUGACAUUUCCACUAGUACUCCUCGCCCCAUCGUGCCUAAAAGUUAUCGCCGUAACGUCUUCAAUACGUUGCAUGGCUUAUCCCAUCCAGGUAUUCGAACUACUGUCAAACUCGUAACUAGUAGGUUUUGCUGGCCUGGUAUUAACAAAGAAGUAAGGGAAUGGGCACAGACGUGUUUAGCUUGCCAAAAGUGCAAGGUAAUACGACACACUAAAAGCCCCCUUGGCACUUUUCUUAUCCCUGAUGCCCGUUUCGAACACGUCCAUAUAGAUUUAGUUGGCCCCCUUCCAGAAUCUCAUGGAUACACCUAUAUGUUAACCUGCAUCGAUCGCUUCACACGAUGGCCUGAAGCAGUACCCAUCAAGGAUAUAUCUGCUGAAACUGUCGCACGCGUCUUUGUAGAGAGAUGGAUCGCAAACUUUGGAUGCCCAUCUUCCAUAACAACUGAUCGUGGGCGGCAAUUCGAAAGCGGUUUAUUCUUCGCUUUGACUAAAAUCCUUGGUUGCAUGCGUUUUCGAACGACAGCCUACCAUCCUCAAGCGAAUGGUAUGGUAGAACGUCUACACAGACAGUUGAAAGCUGGUUUAUCAGCUGCAAAUAACACCCACUGGACUGAAUCCCUUCCGUUAGUUCUCCUAGGGAUACGAAACGCCUUAAAAACCGAUGCUGGUUGUACUACCUCUGAGCUAGUAUAUGGCACAACACUACGACUGCCAGGUGAGUUUGUUUCUCCCUCGAGCUUCCCACCAGUAGUAGAUCACUCCUCAUACGUCAGCAGGCUUACAAACGCUAUGCGUUCAGUUAAACCUGCUCCCCUCCGACCACAGUCCAUUGAUGUUUUCGUUCACCCUUGUUUAAAAACUUCUUCACAUGUAUUUGUUCGUCGCGACUCGGUACGUCGUCCUCUAGAACCCCCGUAUGACGGACCAUAUAAAGUGAUUAAACGUACUGAUAAAUUCUUCGUUUUAGACAAAAAAGGCCGCGAAGACACCGU